This is a messenger RNA of Rattus norvegicus (Norway rat), 4755 nucleotides long. Lineage: Eukaryota; Metazoa; Chordata; Mammalia; Rodentia; Muridae. The record is from RefSeq and is a predicted model, not a curated record.
CCUUCCCCUGCCCUGCCCGCGUGCUUUCAAGCAGGGCUCUCUGCAGGAAAGUGUUUGUAGGGUAGUUCUUUGGCGGCGGACUCCCAAGCGGAAGUUGCUUUCCUUGCUGAGACGGCUGUGGGGGAGGAGCCGUCCGAGGGAACGUGGGUUGAACGUUACGGGUAGAUGGUGUGGAUCUCAAGCUGGAACAGGAGUUCGGACUCAUUGUAUACAAAGAAGUGUGCUUCGGGCAGGUAAGGGAGCCAGAGUUAUUUCCUCGGGAAGUAGAGAUUGGGACGGCUGGAGUGCCCGGGGGUGGGUUGUUGGCACGCUGAAAGGAUGGGGUAGGAACAAGGGUCUGGUGGGAAAGGUGGAGAAUGGAGGUGCAGACUGGGUCUUUAGGGUCCGUUUAGGUUCAAAGAGGUAAACGCUGAACAGAAACCAGAGUUUAUGCCCGUCCAACGAAGAGCGUGGAGAGGGACUGGGUAACGGAACACCGCGCUUCUGGAACUUACUUCCUUGGUUGGCUUUUGAAACUCACUUCGCGUGGCCCUAUCCGUCUCAAAUUCGGGAAGCUGGGUUGGGUACCAAGCAGAAAGAGGCUUAGAAAAGUCUACCCCUUGCCUGGUUUAAGUCUAUUGGCCUUGGCCUUGACAGUUCAUAUGUAGAGCCAAGAGGUAAAGCGCCGACGGGUACCAGGCCCUUCUUCGAAAACCUGUAGUAAGUUUUUGCACAUGCAAUGAAUUAAGUUUAAAUCCCUCUCCUGAUUGACUGCUAAAUGGACCUAUUCUUGGCUAAUACCUUCCAUUAGGAUCUCUGGAAUGUUAGUGACUUACCGACGUUGGUGAGGGGAAAGGGGGUUAGGUAAGAGGAAAAAAGUGCUGGAGAUGAACACUGGAAAAACUUGGUUGUUCUCCUUCUGAUAUAAGCUCGUGUCAUAAUCUUUAGCAUGUAUUGAGCUGUUUGGGUAGACUUUUUUAUAAUCAAGUUUGAGCAAAUAGGUGGUUUGAAGCAGAGAUGUCAUUGUGACAGUGCCAUAAUGGAAAGAGAAACAGGUUCGAAACAUUUCCAAAGCAUCGUCCACCAGUUUAGAUAACGCCUACUGUGCAAACAUGAGAGCGGUGAGAGUAGACGACACGAACUUUCUAGUCUGUAUUUGGAAGCCCAAAGAUGCCAAAAUUUAGGUACUGUACAGAUUACACUUGGAGAAAAGGUAAUGAAGAUAAUUUAUUCCUAGACAAAUUGAAAUUUGAGAAUCAUCCCGGGGUUUUGUAUAUAAACCAGUGCUUGGAAGACCUGGAGAGUCUACUUCUGGGUUCAUUGAAAAAUCCUUAGUGAUUUUGACAUGUUCCAAGUGACAUAAAUUAGCCAAUGACUCGGAAUGACGGAUGACUCUCUGAAGAUUGGAAAUGGUUUGCCACUGGUUGGACCAGGGACUGAUAUAGGGAUAUCUUCACUCCCCAUGCUGGGGUACUUGGGAAAAAAUUAUGCUUCAGCUAAAGUUCCAGCAGACGGGUAUUGCCCUACUUGUAGAGCGAAAGGAAAGCUAAACACCUUAAAAACUUACCGCAUCAGCUUCCAAGAAUCUAUCUUUUUGUGUGAGGAUCUUCAGUGCAUUUAUCCUUUGGGCUCUGAGUCACUUACUAACUUAAUUUCUCCUGAUUCGGAAGAUUGUCACACUCCAAAUAAGCCUCAGAAAAGAAAGAGAUUGGAAGACAACUGUAAGAAUUCAUCUCUUCCAGUACAUUCUAAAAAGACUAGAGGUCACCUUGUCACUGACAGUGACCAGAUUGUGAACGGUGAGUGUAAUGGAGAAGUGUGUGGUGACUUCUCAGCCAGCUUCCCAGGUGACAGUGCUCACCAGGAUCCCGCCAGGACAGCUGCUUCUGUGGGGCAGAAUGGGACUUUGGAAGCCAAUGAUAACGUGGUCAUGGCUACUACAGAAGAUCCUGCUGCAGUUGGUGUCACACCGGAGCUGGAAAUGCCGUCUGAGAGCAGAUGUUUAUCACUUUGCCAGCCUCUCUGUGUCCAGUGGAGAAACACUCAGGCGCUGUGCUGGUUAGACUGUAUCCUCUCGGCCCUGGUGCACCUGGAGGUGUUGAGGGACGCCGUGCUGGAGGUGUGCUCCAGAGAGGAGUGUGUGUUUGGGAAGCUGUUCGAAACCUACCACCAAGCAGAUAAGCUUCUGUACACCCAUCACCUGCAUGGCGUCACAGGUGAAGAUUGUAAAAAAAUGACGACAGAAAUAUUUACAGAGAUAGAUACCUCUUUGAAUAAAAUUAGAGAUGAAAUUUUUGCUAAACUUCAGCCUAAGCUUAGAUGCACACUAGGUGACAUGGAAAGUCCUGUGUUUGCACUUCCUGUACUGUUAAAGCUUGAACCCCAUGUUGAAAACCUCUUUACAUAUUCUUUUUCUUGGAAUUUUGAAUGUUCCCAUUGUGGGCACCAGUACCAAAACAGGUGUGUGAAGAGUCUGGUCACCUUUACAAAUGUUGUUCCUGAGUGGCAUCCACUCAAUGCUGCCCAUUUCGGUCCGUGUAACAGUUGCAACAGUAAAUCACAAAUCAGAAAAAUGGUGUUGGAAAGAGCGUCGCCCAUAAUCAUGCUGCACUUCGUGGAAGGUUUGCCCAGGAAGGACCUGCAACACUAUGCCUUCCACUUUGAAGGCAGUCUUUACCAAGUCACCUCCGUCAUACAGUACCGGGCAAAGAACCAUUUUAUAACGUGGACUGUAGAUGCUGAUGGGAGUUGGCUGGAGUGUGAUGACCUGAAGGGUCCGUGUGCUAAAAGGCAUGAGGCCUGUGAAGUGCCAGCAUCAGAGACACAUAUCGUUAUUUGGGAAAGAAAAUCCCAGGUGCCAGUUGAAGGAGCUGCCUGCCUUCCACACAUGAAGCUGCACGUGCAGUCCGUGUCAGGUGAGGAGCAGCCGAGUUCUCUGGCUGGGACCGCCACCUCAGAACCCUCAGUCGCCCAUCCUACACCUAUGGCAGUUGCUCCUCAGAUUCUUCCAGCAACCCAAGCUGUAGCUCAUGGAGAUAGUGUCCUUUCAGGAACAGGAGGCUUGCUGGACAGCGUUUCACCCUCUGCACUUGAAGAGACUAUCCAGGAAACUGCCUCUGUUUCUCAGAUUGACUCCAAAGAUUGCCUCUUAGAAGACAAACCUGUGGUAGGAAGUGCAGGACCUGUGAGAACACUGACUUUUCAGCCGCAGGACUCCCUGGGGUCUUCCUUGGUGUUGAACCUGUGUGAAGGAAUGCUAGUUGCCCCUUGUGUGGAUUCCAGGUUCCCAUCCCAAGCUGUGAGCACAGGUCUGCAGGCAGUACCGUCUCAGGCAGGGGACACAGUGGUUCCUAAACCUGUGACUGAUGCCCCUGUUCCUGUUCUUGUUCAGGAAUUGAAGUCCAUGGCAACUGAGGACUCUCAGACACAGUUGCUGCCACUGAAAACUGACAGGUUAAACCCUGGACAACCACCAGGUAAAACUCAGGCAUCUAAUUUGAGAAAAAGAGAAAAUGCAGCGUCUUCUAAACCGGUAGCAGCCAGGUCAGCACAGAAUCAGCCUCGGAAGGAUGAGCAGAAGAAGGCCUUCGUGGGAAGUUGGGUGAAAGGGCUGCUGAGCAGGGGCGGUGCGUUUAUGCCACCCUGUGUUUCAGCUCAGAGUAGAGCAGUAACUGACCUGCAGCCCUCCGUGAAAGGAGCCAAUAAUUUUGAUGGCUUUAAAACGAAAAGUAUAAACCGCAGGUCUAAAAGGAUGUCCAGGAAAGCUAAGCAUGUGGAGGAGGCAUCUCCAGGUAGCAGCCCUCCACUGUCGGGUAGCACGGCUGCUCUGCCGCAGGCCGCUGGGAAUGCCUCCUCAGCCCAGUUGAAGGAGCAGGAAGGCUCACGUUCAGCUCCCCUCAGCCACAGACCUCCCAGUGAUGAAAGCGCCAUGUCUCCAGCAGGCCGUGCAGAGGCAGCUGAAGAUCAGGUUCAUAAGCUUCGGCUCAGACUUCUUAAAAAGCUAAAGGCAAAAAAGAAGAAACUAGCGGCCCUCAUGUCUUCCCCACGCCGUGAACCGUCUGUAAGCGACCAUUCAGAGCCUGCGUCCCACUGUGGGUCUCCGAAUGACUGUGACGCAGUAGAAGAUCUGCUCAGAGAGCUACAGUACCAGAUUGACCUUGCAGACAACAAGUCUGGGUGCACCUCUGCUCCCGACGGCACCUCAUGCAACAGCCAGAGUCAUGAGGAGAUUUUAGCAGAGCUGUUGUCGCCUACAGCCCUGUCAGAGCCCUCAGAAAGUGGAGAGCCUGAGUUGAGGUACUUGGAAAUGGGGGACAACAGCACCCCAACACCAGCACCUAGCGAAUUCAGUGCUGUUUCCCAGAACACAUGUCUGAACCAGGAGCAUAAUUACUGCAGCCCUGAGAAAAGCCAGUGUGAGGUUGAUCUGCAUUCAGUCAUCGACAGUGCCUGUGUAAGAGCCUUGAACUUGGGGAGUCCCAUGAAGACUGACAUUUUUGAUGAUUUUUUUCCUACUUCAGCAUUGAAUUCGUUAACAAAUGACACAUUGGACAUACCUCAUUUCGAUGACUCUCUGUUUGAGAAUUGCUGAGUGCAUGCUAGUGUCGUCGUUUAGUCCUGACCGCUGCUGCUAGGAGGCUGAGCUGUGGGUAGUGCUGGCUGAAGUGCACAGCCUUGUGCUCCAGCCAUGGGGAAACUGUGAACUACUGGGGUCUUCCUCUGGUUCUGCCUGUGAGACAUGAGAUCUCUGCAAAUUAAAGUCCUCAGACAAGUUUC